AUGUCCUUGGCAGAAGUGCUGGAACACAUUGAGAAAAAGGGAUCUAUUGACAGAGAUGCAACUCUUGUUCGGUUAACGACAGAGAAGAGAUUGCCACUAAUCAAAGCAUGGGAAGAAAGUGAGAAAGCAAAAGCUGAAAACAAAGCUCAGAAAAAGAUAGCUAAAAUUCUUGCAUUGGAGAACAGUAAGAAAGCAAGCUUAGAGGCUGAGCUAAAAAGGACUAAGAGGAGCAAUGUUGAAAAAGAAGGCCGGUACAUCGAUAAACUGAAAAACAAGAUUGUAAAACUAGUCCACAAGUCAGCAGAAGAAAAAAGAGUGAUAACUGAAGCUAAACGUGGAGAAGAUCUUCUUACCGCUAAGGAGAUAGCUGCAAAAUGUCGGGCCACUGGAAGUUCUCCGAAGAAACCAGUCCUUGGAUGUUUCUGA
Solanum pennellii is the source of this 426-nucleotide messenger RNA. Its product is annotated as remorin-like. The transcript has 4 exons. NCBI's taxonomy places the organism in Eukaryota, Viridiplantae, Streptophyta, Magnoliopsida, Solanales, Solanaceae. Bases 1 to 426 code for a protein of 141 amino acids. The record is from RefSeq and is a predicted model, not a curated record.